AUGGAGGUCUCAGCCACCCUGGAAGCCCUGCAGGCAGAGGUCCGCUGCCCCGUCUGCUUGGACUUCCUGACAGACCCGGUCACCAUCCCGUGCGGCCACAACUUCUGCCGCUCAUGCAUCCAGCAGUGCUGGAAGGAUCUCCCAGGCAGGUUCCCUUGCCCUGUCUGCCGCCACCCCCAGCAAGAGAGGCACUUCAGCCCCAACUCCCAGCUGGCCAGGAUGAUCGACUUGGCCAAGCUCCUGCACAGCAGCAGCCAGAGCAGGCAGCAGGAGAACACCCUGUGUGGGCAGCACAACCAGGUGCUGGGCCUCUUCUGUGAGGAUGACCUGGAGGUGGUGUGUGGCCUGUGCACCUCUGCCCACCAGGGUCACCUGGUGAGGCCCAUGGAGGAGGCUGCCUCCUACCACAGGCAAAGGCUCAGGAGUUACAGGGAGGCCCUGAAGAGGCAGGUUGCUGAUGUACAGAAACUGAUCACCACACAGGACAAAAAACUGGUGGAGCUGAGAGAGCAGGCAGCACUCCGCCGGUGGAAACUAGCCUCAGAAUUUGAGCACCUGAGCCAGUUUGUAGAACAUGAGCAGGAGGCAGCCAUGUCCAAGCUGGCCGAGGAAGAGAGGGACAUUCAGCAGAAACUCAGUGAGAAUGUAAACACCUUCACAGAGUAUAUUUCCACCGUCAAAGGGCUACUCAGGGAGGUGGCAGAGAGGAGCGUGAUGUCAGAGGUGAAGCUGCUGAGGGGUGUCAAGAGCCUCCAGGACAGGGAGAAGCCCAGAGGGAUCGGCGUCUACCUGGACUACGAGCUGGGCCAGAUUUCCUUUUACAGCGUCCACGACUGGUCUCACAUCCACACCUUCAGGGAGACGUUUUCUCAAGUGCUGAAGCCUUACCUGUGUGUGGGUCGGGAUCCUGAGCCCCUCACAGUGGGCGCAGGGGGAGAGCAUGCCGGCUGA
This is a messenger RNA of Condylura cristata (star-nosed mole), 951 nucleotides long. Its product is annotated as putative tripartite motif-containing protein 75. The transcript has 2 exons. Gene Ontology annotation, molecular function: zinc ion binding; protein binding. Lineage: Eukaryota; Metazoa; Chordata; Mammalia; Eulipotyphla; Talpidae. The record is from RefSeq and is a predicted model, not a curated record. The coding region runs from base 1 to 951 and encodes 316 amino acids.